GCAGGGGGCGGUGAGAGUGUGACGUCAUCCGAGCGCGACGCGUGUGAAGCGCUGAAGGACAGAGAGCGAGGAUUUGCAUCAAUGUUUCGAGUGAACGAACACAAACAUCGCGUGAGUUAGUGUGAUGAUGAGCGUCGGUCUGCUGUCAUGCGCACUGCGGGCUCUGUCUCUGCGCUCCUCUCAGAUCGCCGGUGUUUCCGCUGCUCUGACCGGAAGUCGCGGCUUCAUGACGAGCGCGUGUGACCGGCAGAACCGGAGCCUGUGGAAACAGCGGGACAAAUACACCGUGCGACCGAUCGGCGUGAAGAAGACCGGAGGACGAGACUACACCGGUAAGAUCAUCACUCACCGGAUCGGCGGAGGACACAAGCAGCGCUAUCGCAUGAUCGACUUCCAGCGCCUGCGUUAUGAAGCUGGUAAAGAGGAGCAGCCCAUCGAGGAGAAGGUCGUGGAGGUCAGAUACGACCCCUGCAGAUCCGCUGAUAUCGCUCUGGUGGCCGGCGGGAGCCGCAAGCGCUGGAUCAUCGCCACAGAGCACAUGGAGGCCGGAGAUCUGAUCCAGACGUCCGGCGCUAUCGGACGCAUUGCUGUUCUGGCCAGAGAGGGAGACUCGCAUCCGCUGGGGGCUCUUCCCGUCGGCACGCUGGUCAAUAAUCUGGAGCUGUUCCCCGGGAGAGGAGCGCAGUACAUCCGCGCCGCAGGAACGUGUGGAGUGCUGCUGCGUAAAGUCAACGGCACCGCCAUCGUCCAGCUCCCGUCCAAACAUCAGAUCCAGGUGUUGGGGGCGUGUAUGGUGACGGUCGGCCGGGUAUCAAACGUGGAGCACAACAAGCGUGUGAUCGGAAAGGCGGGCCGGAACCGCUGGCUGGGCAUCAGACCGAGCAGUGGCCUGUGGCAGAGGAAGGGCGGCUGGGCCGGACGCAAGAUCAGACCGCUGCCGCCCAUGAAGCGCUUCGUCAGCCUGCCGUCUGCAGCCAAAUCAUGAGCCCAGUCUGCCCAAGAAGUGCAUCAGUUACUCAGCCCCGUGUCAUCCAAGAUCUUCAUAUCUGUCUUUUUAUUUCGGAAGUGGACUUAUCCUUUAAUAUAACACCCAUCACUGCAAUAAAGCAGACUGUCAGCUGAA
Sinocyclocheilus rhinocerous is the source of this 1123-nucleotide messenger RNA. It is a transcript of the gene mrpl2, whose product is annotated as mitochondrial ribosomal protein L2. Lineage: Eukaryota; Metazoa; Chordata; Actinopteri; Cypriniformes; Cyprinidae. The record is from RefSeq and is a predicted model, not a curated record. Bases 125 to 985 code for a protein of 286 amino acids. Gene Ontology annotation, molecular function: structural constituent of ribosome; RNA binding. Gene Ontology annotation, cellular component: mitochondrial large ribosomal subunit; ribosome. Gene Ontology annotation, biological process: mitochondrial translation. The transcript has 7 exons.